AUGGAUGAUAAAACAAAGCGGCAACAGUCAAUUCUUCAUCCUCUAGCAAACAACAACCAAUUACUUGUGAAAACAGUGGAUACCAACAAUACAGCAAACAAUAAUUGCAAUAGCAACAAUAGCAGCAUAUUGUCCAGCUCAAUUAAUCCUCAACAACAGCAACCAAAGAGAUCAAUACCAAAGAAUGUAGCUUACCCGCCUAUGUACAGCUUCAAUAUCUCAACUGCUAAUACACUAAAGAACGGCGUUUCAACGAAAAAAGUUACUUCAGGACUUCCUGUAGCUCCUGAUGGUUAUAUUUAUGUGAAAGGUUAUGGCAGUGGUUCUGUAGCAGACCAUAUUCCCAGAAAUAUACCUAGUUAUUAUCCAAGACGAGGUACCUCAAUAACUAACAAUUACACAGAAUCAUCUGCGGUGACCCCUACACCGCUACACAUUCCUCGACCAUUAGCACCACCACAUUUGCUCCAACCGCCGAACUCGCACCAACAGCUACAACAUCCACAACAACAGCAUGAUAGUGGAGAAACAACAGUGUCACCAACUUUGGAAGUUUUCAACACAUUAAACCCCAGAAAGGCUCCCAAUAUGACUUAUAAAGAAAAAAUAAUGAACUGGAUGUCAUCGAUUCCUCAGUUUAAUGAUAGUGAAAAUAAUGAAAUAUAUAUCGAUUGUUAUCCCGGUGUUAUAUCAACUAGUGUCACACCUAGUACUUCAGAUGAAGAGAUUGAUUUGGCGGAUAUUGAGGACAUAUUGGAAUUACAAGCUAGAAAAGUUACCAGAUAUGUUACUAGACUAUAUAUUCGUGAAUCAGAAAAUUGGGAAGAAAUACCUGCAGAAGAUGGAGAUGGGGAUUUUGAUGGCAGGGCAGAAUAUGAAGUGGAAGACGGUGAUGACGAUGUUGACGACGACGAUGUUGAUGAUGAUGUUGUUGAUUACGAUGAAGAUAAAGUUCAGGUACGUAACUACGUCUACAGAAAUGCUAACUUGAACAUUGCUUAUGAGACUGACUAA
Molecule: messenger RNA, 1014 nt
Organism: Candida dubliniensis CD36
Lineage: Eukaryota; Fungi; Ascomycota; Pichiomycetes; Serinales; Debaryomycetaceae
Exons: 1
Coding region: 1-1014 (337 amino acids)
Source: RefSeq, a predicted model, not a curated record